This is a messenger RNA of Dentiscutata heterogama, 559 nucleotides long. The record is from the annotation of a GenBank genome assembly. NCBI's taxonomy places the organism in Eukaryota, Fungi, Glomeromycota, Glomeromycetes, Diversisporales, Gigasporaceae.
AACAUUUGCAGAAAUGAUUAAUAUAUUACGUCAAUGGCCUUUAGAUGAAGAUUUACUUUGUGCUGUUUAUGAGGGGUAUCAACAAGCUUAUAAUUUUGCAAAAGUUCUUUCAAUGGCUAAUCAGAAUGAAGAAGUUUUUGGUUUUUUAAAUAUUUCUAAUAGCAGAAAUACUAUAGCUGAUUUUAAUACUAUAGAGAUCCAUGAUGAUAAUUUUGAAAAUGAUUUAAGAGAUGCACGUUUUGAGUUAACUUUUUCAUUGUCAGAUACAAAUUUUUCAAACAAUCAUGAUUUAGAGACAUGUGAAAACUUUUAUAUUGGCAUUACUGAAGCAGGAACUUUAGAUAUUUCUUACUUAGUUAACUUACGAAAAAAUCAUAAAUGUUAUACUAAUUCUGGACAUAUGGUUUUUAGUCAUAUUAGUGCUAAGUUUUUCAUUUAUUUUCUUGGAUUUGGUGAUUUUAUUCAUGUUGAUGAGCAGCAUAAUUUGAUAACUCUUUUUGGGAAAGCUUUAGAGUUAUAUAGGUUUUUUAAUGAAUUCUCUACAAAGAAUUUGUUAUGA